Molecule: messenger RNA, 2004 nt
Organism: Belonocnema kinseyi
Lineage: Eukaryota; Metazoa; Arthropoda; Insecta; Hymenoptera; Cynipidae
Product: dehydrogenase/reductase SDR family member on chromosome X
Exons: 7
Coding region: 365-1420 (351 amino acids)
Source: RefSeq, a predicted model, not a curated record
AAACACGUUGAACGACUUGAAUGUCUUCAUUUUUCAUGGAGGUGUCAAUAUGGUCAUCAAGAAUCCUAAAAUCAAUUAUAAGGAUGUUGCCAACUUAUGAGAUCAAGGACAAAGUAUCAAAACAAUUAACUGAAUUUACAAAGUUCAAAUCUAAUAUUCUGUCAUCCAGCGGAUGGGAAUUUAAUAACAAUCGGCAUAAAUAUGACUUAUGGAUAGUGAGGAUACUGACAAAUACUGAUUGCUGACGUUUUCAUGUUUUAAAUGCUAACAACCAUCGACCAGCUCGACGAGUGAACGAACUACAGGUGCUGGUGAUUCCUUUCCGAACACUGCCGAGUAACAGACGCAUAACUGCAGUUGAGACAUGAUAAUUGUAGCAGGUUCAACUCUCGCGCUGAUCGCGGGUAUUUUAGUUUUUCCAAAACCAAGGAAUAAAAUCAUGUUUAUUUUAAACGCAUUGAUGUACGAAAUUAAAUACAACGCCUUGGGUGCUUCAGCAGUUGUUAAAGAUCAUGUGUACGCUAGAUACAACAAAACUGAUUUGCCUCGAAAAAGUGGCAAAAUUGCAAUUGUCACAGGUGGUUCUAGAGGAAUUGGAAGUACCGUAGUAAAAAUGUUACUACAAUGCGAUAUGGAAGUAAUCGUUGCAUGCAGAAAUUGCAAAGCUGGCCAUGAUUCUAUCCGCAAAAUCAGAGAAUCUGGAGUUACUUCAGGUUCCGCAAAAGUUUAUGAACUGGAUAAUUCUAGUUUAGAAUCAGUUCGAAAAUUCGCACGGGAGAUUAAACACGACUACAAAAAAAUUGAUGUUUUAGUCAAUAAUGCUGGUAUUAUGUUCACUCCUUAUUCUAUGACAAAAGAUGGAUUUGAGCAACAAUGGGCAGUAAAUUACCUGUCACAUUUCCUUCUAACGUCAUUAUUAUUGCCUCUUUUGAAAAGUGCUGGAAGCCCUAAUGAAAGUACGAGAGUCAUCAAUGUCUCGUCUUGUGCUCACAAUGCUGGAACAAUAGAUUUUGAUGACAUUGAUAGCAGUAAGAGAUUUGUCACCAAAUUGGCCUAUUCACGAAGCAAACUCGCUCAAGUUAUGUUCACCAAAACGAUUCAAGAUCUUUUUUCUGCAAAAAAAUUGCAAAUACAGUCGUAUGCUGUUCAUCCUGGAAUUGUGAACACAGAUCUUUUCCAACAUACACUAUUCAGGCACUUUAAACUGAUCUUGAACUUCAUUUUUAAGACUCCAAAGCAGGGUGCAACGCCAAUUGUAUUUGCAGCUGUAAAUAAAUCAAUUGAAAACAAAGGUGGAAUAUACGUUGCUGACUGUCUAGAAACAUCAGUGAAUCCUCAAGCUCUGGAUUCCUCGGUUAGAGAUCGUCUUUUUAAAAUUUCUCUCGAGCAAGUUAAACUCAAAGACUUUUUCGAAUCUUAAUUAAGGGCCACUUGCACUUUUCACAAAUCAGUUAUUCCAUCCAUGACUAAUUAAAGUCAGAAAUGCAUCCGUAGUUCCUUUGCUGUAUUAUUUAUUGCAGUAUUAACACAUUUUUUAAACCACGGUGGCUGCAUUUACGCUUAUUUUUUAUCCAAUUUUUAACUUGUGCAGUUCAAUGUUCUCUUUAGUUUGUUUAGAAGUAUACGAAGGGUAGCAAAGAAAACAUGAAUUACGUUUUUAAAUGUUUUAAUUACAAAUAUGUACGCCUACAUUUGUAGCGAGUGAGUGUAUUUCAUGAUGCUGUCUAGCGUUAGCAUAAAUUAGAAUCAUAAAAUAUGUAUAGAAUUCCACAUCUGCACCACUCAUUUUUAUAAAAACACCUUUCCUCUUUCUUCGACGCCAUACGCACUUAGCUAAAAAUGAAUUAUUAUCCAGUUCAACUAAUCGCCGAGAAAAUAUUUUUUGUUAUGCUUUUUAAAUAGCAGAUUUACCUCAACACUGUUACAAAUGCGUAGAAUUUUAUCGAAAUAUUUUGUAAAUAAAUCUUCCCCAGACAGAUCUGAAAUAAAUGACUUUCAGAGGCA